This is a messenger RNA of Rattus norvegicus (Norway rat), 2889 nucleotides long. Lineage: Eukaryota; Metazoa; Chordata; Mammalia; Rodentia; Muridae. The record is from RefSeq and is a predicted model, not a curated record.
AUGGCCAACUCUUGCUGCUCCCCUUGCUGUCAGCUUACUUGCUGCAGGGCCAGUUGCUGCAGACCAACCUGUGUGGCCAGCUGCAGUCCAUCCUGCUACCAGCCCAGCUGCUGUAAAACCACUUGCUGUAGGACCACCUACUGUAAGUCAACUCCUGUGACCGGCUGCUGCAGCACACCCUGUUGUCAGCCCAGCAGUUGUAAAACCACCUGCUGUAGCACCAUCUGCUGUAAGCCAACCUGUGUGACCAAGUGCUGCCAACCCAGCUGCUGUGAAACCACCUGUUGUAAGACCACCUGCUGUAAGCCAACCUGUGUGACCAGCUGCUGCAGCCCAAUCUGCUGUGAAACCACCUGCUGCAAACCAGCCUGUGUGACCAGCUGCUGCAGCCCACCCUGUUGCCAGCCUAGCUGCUGUGAAACCACCUGUUGUAAGACCACCUGCUGUAAGCCAACCUGUGUGACCAGCUGCUGCAGCCCAAUCUGCUGUGAAACCACCUGUUGCAAACCAGCCUGUAUGACUAACUGCUGCAGCCCACCUUGCUGCCAGCCCAGCUGCUAUGAAACCACCUGCUGUAGGACCACCUGCUGUAAGCCAACCUGUGUGACCAGCUGCUGCAGCCCACUCUGCUGUGAAACCACCUGCUACAAACCAGCCUGUGUGACCAGCUGCUGCAGCACACCCUGUUGCCAGCCUAGCUGCUGUGAAACCACCUGCUGUAAGACCACCUGCUGUAAGCCAACCUGUGUGACCAGCUGCUGCAGCCCAAUCUGCUGUGAAACCACCUGUUGCAAACCAGCCUGUGUGACUAACUGCUGCAGCCCACCUUGCUGCCAGCCCAGCUGCUGUGAAACCACCUGCUGUAGGACCACCUGCUGUAAGCCAACCUGUGUGACCAGCUGCUGCCAGCCCAGCUGCUGUGAAACCACCUGCUGCAAGCCAGCCUGCGUGACCAACUGCUGUAGCACACCCUGUUGCCAGCCUAGUUGCUGUGAAAGCACCUGCUGUAAGACCACCUGCUGUAAGCCAACCUGUGUGACCAGCUGCUGCAGCACACCCUGUUGCCAGCCUAGCUGCUGUGAAACCACCUGUUGUAAGACCACCUGCUGUAAGCCAACCUGUGUGACCAGCUGCUGCAGCCCAAUCUGCUGUGAAACCACCUGCUGCAAACCAGCCUUCGUGACCAGCUGCUGCAGCACACCCUGUUGCCAGCCUAGCUGCUGUGAAACCACCUGCUGUAAGACCACCUGCUGUAAGCCAACCUGUGUGACCAGCUGCUGCAACCCAAUCUGCUGUGAAACCACCUGUUGCAAACCAGCCUGUGUGACUAACUGCUGCAGCCCACCUUGCUGCCAGCCCAGCUGCUGUGAAACCACCUGCUGUAGGACCACCUGCUGUAAGCCAACCUGUGUGACCAGCUGCUGCCAGCCCAGCUGCUGUGAAACCACCUGCUGCAAGCCAGCCUGCGUGACCAACUGCUGUAGCACACCCUGUUGCCAGCCUAGUUGCUGUGAAAGCACCUGCUGUAAGACCACCUGCUGUAAGCCAACCUGUGUGACCAGCUGCUGCAGCACACCCUGUUGCCAGCCUAGCUGCUGUGAAACCACCUGUUGUAAGACCACCUGCUGUAAGCCAACCUGUGUGACCAGCUGCUGCAGCCCAAUCUGCUGUAAAACCACCUGCUGCAAACCAGCCUUCGUGACCAGCUGCUGCAGCACACCCUGUUGCCAGCCUAGCUGCUGUGAAACCACCUGCUGUAAGACCACCUGCUGUAAGCCAACCUGUGUGACCAGCUGCUGCAACCCAAUCUGCUGUGAAACCACCUGCUACAAACCAGCCUGUGUGACCAGCUGCUGCAGCCCACCCUGUUGCCAGCCUAGCUGCUGUGAAACCACCUGUUGUAAGACCACCUGCUGUAAGCCAACCUGUGUGACCAGCUGCUGCAGCCCAAUCUGCUGUAAAACCACCUGCUGCAAACCAGCCUGCGUGACCAGCUGCUGCAGCACACCCUGUUGCCAGCCUAGCUGCUGUGAAACCACCUGCUGUAAGACCACCUGCUGUAAGCCAACCUGUGUGACCAGCUGCUGCAACCCAAUCUGCUGUGAAACCACCUGCUACAAACCAGCCUGUGUGACCAGCUGCUGCAGCCCACCCUGUUGCCAGCCUAGCUGCUGUGAAACCACCUGUUGUAAGACCACCUGCUGUAAGCCAACCUGUGUGACCAGCUGCUGCAGCCCAAUCUGCUGUAAAACCACCUGCUGCAAACCAGCCUGCGUGACCAGCUGCUGCAGCACACCCUGUUGCCAGCCUAGCUGCUGUGAAACCACCUGCUGUAAGACCACCUGCUGUAAGCCAACCUCUUGUGUGACCAGCUGCUGCAGCACACCCUGUUGCCAGCCUAGCUGCUGUGAAACCACCUGCUGUAAGACCACCUGCUGUAAGCCAACCUGUGUGACCAGCUGCUGCCAGCCUAGCUGCUGUGAAACCACCUGCUACAGGACCACCUGCUGUAAGCCAACCUGUGUGACCAGCUGCUGCCAGCCCAGCUGCUGUGAAACCACCUGCUGUGAACCAGCCUGUGUGACCAGCUGCUGCAGCCCACCCUGUUGCCAGCCUAGCUGCUGUGAAACCACCUGCUGUGAACCAGUCUGUGUGGCCAGCUGCUGCCAGCCCAGCUGCUGUGAAACCACCUGCUACAAGACCACCUGCUGUAAGCCAACCUGUGUGACCAGCUGCUGCAGCCCACCCUGUUGCCAGCCUAGCUGCUGUGAAACCACCUGCUGUGAACCAGCCUGUGUGACCAGCUGCUGCAGCCCACCCUGCUGCUGUGAGUCCAGCUACUGCCAGCCUAGCUGCUGCCCAACCUGCUGUGAAACCACCUGCUGCUAA